AUGCUGUUCCUGAGCUUGACCAGAGCUGCUCCUUCGCGAGUGCUCUUCCGACGGCUGCAAAACCCGCAAUGUAUUGCGUGUCGCUUUCAGUCUAGACAUGCUGCUAUCAGAAUACGCGCAGGGGCGCGUCGACCAGUCCUUGGCUUGCAGCCGUUCCGUCCUGUCUCGUCUGCACCAUCACCGGCACCACCACAUACAUGGGUUGAACGGCUGCCUCGGUCAUGGAGGCCAUAUCUAUACCUCACUCGUAUAGAUAAGCCUAUUGGUACCUUGUUACUGUUCUAUCCGUGUGCAUGGUCUAUCACAAUGGCAUCCUACGCAUUGGAGACGCCGUUCACUACCCCCCUGGGGUAUAUUAGUCUGUUCGGGCUGGGUGCUCUCAUCAUGCGAGGGGCGGGGUGCACCAUCAACGAUUUAUGGGACCGGAACUUGGAUCGUGCAGUCGACAGAACGCGCACUCGGCCGCUGGCCAGGGGUGACAUCACGCCUACCCAAGCUAUUGCAUUCCUAAGUGUGCAGUUGAGCGCCGGGCUCGGCGUGCUUACGCAGCUGAACUGGUAUAGCAUCCUCCUAGGUGCCUCCUCGUUGUCCGUCGUGACCAUAUAUCCCUUUAUGAAACGAGUCACGCACUGGCCGCAGGCUGUCCUUGGUCUUGCGUUCAAUUGGGGAGCGCUUCUCGGUUGGUCGGCCGUGGCCGGUGCAGUGAAUUGGAGCGUAUGCUUACCCCUCUAUGCGGGAGGCGUCGCGUGGACACUCGUCUACGAUAGUAUCUACGCCCACCAGGACAAGUUCGACGACGUGCAUGCUGGGAUCAAAUCUACCGCUCUUCUUUUUGGCGAGCAGACGCGUCCGAUUCUAGCGGGGCUGUCGACGACUUCUAUCUCGCUCAUAUCCUACGCCGGGUACCUCAACGGGCAGUCAGCGCCCUUCUUCCUAGGCGUGGGCAUGGCUGCAGCUCAACUAGCUCGCGUCCUCUUCAAAACGGACUUCAACGAUCGACCGAGCUGCUGGAAAGGCUUCGUCGGCUGCGGAUGGUCCGGGUUCUGGAUUUGGAUGGGGGCGCUUGCGGAUUACGGUUUCUUCCUAAGCGGCAUCUCCUUGUGGUAGUAUGUAUGUCGUCGAUGCGGCAGCUCGUCGUCAAUGCUUUCCCUGUGGUAGUAUAACGUCGAUGCUUUCCUUGCGGUAGUAUAACGCAAUCAAUCGAGUUUC
This is a messenger RNA of Punctularia strigosozonata HHB-11173 SS5, 1209 nucleotides long. Its product is annotated as 4-hydroxybenzoate polyprenyl transferase. The coding region runs from base 1 to 1107 and encodes 368 amino acids. Gene Ontology annotation, molecular function: 4-hydroxybenzoate polyprenyltransferase activity. The record is from RefSeq and is a predicted model, not a curated record. The transcript has 6 exons. Gene Ontology annotation, cellular component: mitochondrial inner membrane. Lineage: Eukaryota; Fungi; Basidiomycota; Agaricomycetes; Corticiales; Punctulariaceae. Gene Ontology annotation, biological process: ubiquinone biosynthetic process.